Drosophila yakuba is the source of this 2876-nucleotide messenger RNA. It is a transcript of the gene TBC1D16, whose product is annotated as TBC1 domain family member 16. Gene Ontology annotation, cellular component: early endosome. Gene Ontology annotation, molecular function: GTPase activator activity. Gene Ontology annotation, biological process: activation of GTPase activity. The record is from RefSeq and is a predicted model, not a curated record. Bases 298 to 2406 code for a protein of 702 amino acids. NCBI's taxonomy places the organism in Eukaryota, Metazoa, Arthropoda, Insecta, Diptera, Drosophilidae. The transcript has 2 exons.
GUAAAUUCUUUUCCUCCAAUGUCAUCCUGCUUGUGAGAGGUCCCUAGAAUCAAAAGUUAAAAGUUUCUUUUUAACCAAUCCGCUGUGUUACAAUAAAUAGAUCAAAGGUUUAGACAACCGAUUCCUAAAAUUAUGGUAACCAGCAACCGCCAUAAUCAAACAAAGAUCCGCCAAACCAAAAGCUAACCACUGAAAAAGUCCCCCUACCGCCCCAAUAGUAAAUCCGUAAAGAGUACUCCGUAAAGGAAACCUAGUUCAUCAUAUAGUUACCCGCUCAAGAAUAUCAAAAUCGAGACCAUGCCCAUAGGAAGCAUUAUCAAAAAAGCUUCCAGUUUUAUACUGGGUGACGAGAGAUUGGACAGAAAAAUCGAUAUUUCUUACGAAGACAACGAAAUCCUCUUCUGCAAGAAUAACGUCUGCAUCCAUCCGCCCACAAUCGCCCGCGAUGAGUCGGAUAUACUGCACAAUCCGGGCUAUCUGACCUGUACGACAAAGACCUUUGUGGAUCAGUAUAAUAGCGCCAAGAGGCCCACGCUCUUGCUCACCUGGAUACCGAAUUCGUCCCUAUGCAAGUACACCAAUCUGAACACCGACGAUUGCCGCGGUCAGUGCAAUCCGAGGAGCAGGUCGCCGGACUCCCGAAACGGCUACUGUCAGGUGACCAUACCGCAGACGAUUAAGGAACAGGACAUCCGGGAGGAAGACGAGAGCGCGGCGGAUAUGCAGGAACUAAAGAAUGAACUGCAACCACUGCUGGGUGGCCAAACCGCAUCCAUAGACGACCUGACCGCUCUGCUGAAGAAUAACCCCAUCACAUCGGUGAACAUAACGAUCUCCAAUCCGCAGAUCGAGAACAGCAAUAUAUCGCAGUCCUUCAACUGCAUCACUAUCCGGCCGGAUGGAAAUAAUUGUUCUGAUUGCACGAAUGGUUCUGGAGUGGCGGAUGGCGCGGCUGCCGAUAACCCAAAGUGGACGACCCCGGAACUGCUGGCCUUCAAGCACAACCUGGAGUUUCCGGAUAGCGGCAAUUCGACGCCAGCCGAUCGCCAAAAAUCCGCGAUGAAGUGCCGCCAUUUUUCCGUUGACCUGAGCCAAAUGCGUUCGCUGCGCCUUUUCUUUAACGACGACAACUGUACUUCCGGUCAGUUGGUUAUUGCGUCGCGGGAGUCGCAGUACAAGAUCCUUCAUUUCCACUACGGUGGCUUGGAUCACCUGGCCCAGGUGCUGCACCAGUGGCAUUGCUUUCUGCACAACAUCACAUCGGAAACGGGCCAGGAUAAGUUUGAUUUGCCGUACAGGCACUUCAUGGUCUGUCGGCCAGAGGUCAAGAAAUCCGAAAUGCAUCCGGACGAGGGCGAUGUCAAGAAGAUAACCACGAACUUUUUCUACGGCACGCUGCUCAAUGAAAAGGGGCAGAUCGAGGACGACUUGCUGCUCCGUAAGUGUGUUUUCUUUGGAGGAUUGGAGAAGAGUCUGCGAAAGACGGUGUGGCCAUUCCUCCUAAAGUGCUACUCCUUCUCGUCGACAUUCGAGGAUCGUGCAGUGCUCAUGGACAUCAAGCGGCAGGAGUACGAGGAAAUUACGCGAAAACGCCUGUACUCCAUGUCGCCGGAACAGCAAAUUCACUUCUGGAAGACCGUGCAGAUUGUGGUGGAGAAGGAUGUCGUUCGAACGGAUCGCACCAAUCCCUUUUUCUGCGGCGACGAUAAUCCCAACACCGAGGUCAUGAAAAACAUUCUGCUAAACUUUGCCGUAUACAACACCGGAAUGUCCUAUUCCCAGGGUAUGAGUGAUCUCCUUGCGCCUGUCCUGUGCGAAGUUCAAAACGAGUCCGAGACCUUCUGGUGCUUUGUGGGCCUGAUGCAGCGGGCCUUCUUCGUGUGCACGCCCACCGACCGGGACGUGGACCACAAUCUGAGCUACUUGCGCGAACUGAUCCGGAUAAUGCUGCCGCACUUCUACAAGCACCUGGAGCAGCACAACGACUCCAUGGAGCUGCUCUUCUGCCACCGAUGGCUGCUGUUGUGCUUUAAGCGCGAGUUCACCGAAGCGGUGGUCAUACGGAUGUGGGAGGCGUGCUGGUCGAACUACUUGACAGACUACUUUCAUCUGUUCCUCUGCUUGGCCAUCAUUGCUGUCUAUGCGGACGAUGUGGUGGCCCAGAAUCUGCGCCCGGACGAGAUGCUGCUGCACUUCAGUUCGCUAGCCAUGUACAUGGACGGCCAGCUGAUAUUGCGGAAGGCGCGCGGCCUGCUCCACCAGUACCGGCAGCUGCCGAAGAUCCCGUGCACCCUGAGUGGCCUGUGCAAGCGAUGUGGUCCAGGGAUGUGGGACUCCGAGCAUCGCCCGGCGCUGGAGUGCGUUGGCCACAGUGAUGACGAAAAGUGCUCGCUUUCUAUUGACUAGUUAUCUAAUAUAUACACUGUUUAAAAUCAGCAAUAACUAUUGUUGGCGACUGAUAUAAUUCGUCAUUUACUAUUAGCACAUGUAUUAUGCUUUGGAUUUAUUGGUUUGCUGUCCUGCUUAGCUCACCAAAUGAAGUUAGCCUUUUACUACGUUUAAACGCCCGCUUUAUUUGCAAUUGAUAAUGUUGAAUGUUACAGAUUGGUCUUAUAUGCAAAUAUUUUAUCCAUUUAUAUUAUUUUACUAAUUACUUAAAGCUUAUUUAUAAACAGAGUACGUGGUUUGUAAAACAUAAUUUCGCAAAUAACUGGCAAAUAAACGUAGUAUGCAAUUAUUGUUUCUGGUUAUUAGCUUAUUUAUAAUCGGCUAUUCCCAAGAUACACAAAAAAUGUAAAAACUAAAACAAGCAAGCAAAGUAUUACGAACAUUGGAAUAAAGUUCAAAAACUGUAUGGGUUUAACUCAGCUAAUUAA